This is a messenger RNA of Humulus lupulus (European hop), 579 nucleotides long. RefSeq lists its product as uncharacterized. The record is from RefSeq and is a predicted model, not a curated record. Gene Ontology annotation, biological process: DNA integration. The coding region runs from base 1 to 579 and encodes 192 amino acids. The transcript is spliced from 4 exons. NCBI's taxonomy places the organism in Eukaryota, Viridiplantae, Streptophyta, Magnoliopsida, Rosales, Cannabaceae. Gene Ontology annotation, molecular function: nucleic acid binding.
AUGUGUGAUGCAAGUGAUUUCAUAGUAGGGACAGUUUUGGGGCUGAGGAUUGAUAAGUAUCCUAUGAUGAAAAAAGAUGCAAAACCUCGUCUCAUUCAGUGGGUAUUAUUGCUACAAGAAUUUUAUAUGGAGAUACGAGACAAAAAGGGCACAAAAAAUUUAAUAGCAGAUCAUUUGUCAAGACUUGAAGUAGAGGAAAGUCCAAGAAAUGAGUGGUUGUUUGCAAUUCGUGAUGAGAUCACAGUGCCAUGGUUUGUUGAUUAUGUGAAAUUUUUUGGUUAUAAGAUUUGUGUGCCAGAAGAUGAGAGGAAUUCUAUCCUUACUCAUUGUCACCCUUUGCAAUGUGGUGGCCAUUUUGGAGCUUCAAGGACAGCAGCAAAGUGGGUUGAGGAAGCAACAACUCAAGCUAAUGAUGGUAAAGUGGUCUUAAACUUUCUGCACAAGCACAUAUUUACCCGGUUUGGUACUCCUCGAGCUAUCAUUAGUGAUGAAGGGAGUCAUUUUUGUAACAAGCAACUUGAUGCUCUUCUUGCUCAAUAUGGAGUUUAUCACCGAACUAUUUUUCCAUAUCAUCGUUAA